This is a messenger RNA of Penicillium olsonii, 858 nucleotides long. Lineage: Eukaryota; Fungi; Ascomycota; Eurotiomycetes; Eurotiales; Aspergillaceae. The record is from the annotation of a GenBank genome assembly.
AUGAAGGCGAUCCAUUUUUUGGAGCCUCCGAAACAGAUUGCUCUAUUUUGUGGCCCAAAUCUCUACCGACCAGACGCGGAAAAGAAGCUUCCUGCUCUAGCAUGGUACCGACGAAUCAUCGAGGCGAUUAUCCCAAAGAACACUGCCCUCACCACCCCUUGUCUGUGGCAUAAUGAUUUGCAUGAUGACAACAUCUUCGUGGACCCCCAGAAUUCCGAAAAGAUAACAGGGAUCAUUGUCUGGCAGUCUUGUCACGUCUCGCCACUCUUCAACCAAAAUCCCGAUCCAGCAUUCCUGGGUUGGAAUGGCCUCGAGCCUGAGACUCUCGAGUUGGCGCCUCGGCCGAAGCUCUCUGGACUUUCUCCAGAAGAACGAUCCUCGGUUUUAUAUGAGUACACAACGCAGAACAUGUUGAUAGGAUGGCGGAAACUCAUGCAUGCCAAAAACCCAGACCUGUAUCAAUUGGUCGAAUUUCGAAAGACGACAGCUUACGGGCUGAUAUUCCUUGCCCACCGAAUGUUCGAGUACGGCGAGGCACAUUUUCAGUCGCUUAUGGUCGAUCUGAAGGACACCUGGACAGACGCACCUGCUUCCAACGGCGUCCCGUUCCCGUUCACGGUUUCAGAAGCGGACAUUGGGCGUAUCAAGGUGGAUUGUGCUGGCGCAGUGGCAGGAACCGAGCUUGUUUCGGAGGUCAAAGAGAGAAUGGGCGAGUUGUGGCCGGACAAAGGCUUCGUUGAGCACGAGCGAUACCACGAUUGCAAAGCAGCCCUUCAGCAGAUCAAGAGCGAGACAAUUGAGCAAUUGGAUGAAACGGAGGAAAAAGCCGAGUACGAGCAAUGUUGGCCGUUUGAAUGA